Molecule: messenger RNA, 7915 nt
Organism: Paramormyrops kingsleyae
Lineage: Eukaryota; Metazoa; Chordata; Actinopteri; Osteoglossiformes; Mormyridae
Biological process (GO): microtubule cytoskeleton organization; neuron projection development
Cellular component (GO): neuron projection
Molecular function (GO): microtubule binding
Source: RefSeq, a predicted model, not a curated record
CGCUGAAGCGGGGCUGGAAUUAAGCCGCGUCCUCCAGCGGAAUCCUCUCCCAGACUAGCGGUGCGGGCGGCAGUCGGGCAGCUGUCGGCGAGCCCAUUGGCUGCGGGGUGAGAGGGGCGGGGCCGCUGUAGCGAGCCCAUUGGCUGCGAGAACAAUGGACCUGAGUCUGAGUGAUGCUUUGAACAGCAAGCUGCCCCCACAGUCAGAAAGCCUGGUGCAGAGAGAUUUCAUCGCGACUCUGGAGGCUCAGAGCUAUGAAGACAAGGUCGGAGAGACUGUGGGCAAGACUGAAUACUCCCCCCUACGAGACAUGGACGGGAAAGGAGAUGAGUUCCCUCAGACUGGGAUGCUGGUGAAUAUGGAUGUAGGAGUAGUUCCACAUCAAGUGGCAAAGCCACCCGGCGUGCCCCAGCCUCCGACGACCACGCUGCCACCGUCCCCCAAGCCCCUGAUGCAGCCCCAGAGCAUGCAGGUCACCCCUGGAGGACUGACAGGAGCGUCGCUGGACGGUGUGGGUCAGCCGACGGCCGACCUGUCCCUCAGCCCCUCAACAGAGAGUUCCCCGGGAUCCUACCAAGAGAACGUCCUGACCAGAGAGGACAGGGAGGGGGACAGGAAGCAGCAGAGGAAGAAGAAGAAGAGGAGACCCAAGGAGGAGAUAUGUGAUGUUGGGGAGGAUUGGGGUCCAGAGCAGUGGAACCAGGGAGAAGACACCUUUCCAUUUGAUAGCCCAGACCAGUCCCCACUGAGAGGAGCAGGGUGGCAGUGUGAGGAGGGGGGUAGAGGUGGGGUCAGGGUUAAGAAGGGCAAAAUCAGAAAGAAGAUUCCAGAUGUGUGGGAUAUUUUUCCGGAGUCUUCUUUACCCUCUGCAGCCACUGUUCCCAAGACAGAUCCUGCAGGGCUCACCUUGAACUCCAGUCUUCAGACCAUGGAGAGCCCCAGCCAUGUCGCCAUGGAAACCUUGGACACUGUUUUGCUGAAUGCAGAGGAGGAGCUGUCGUCUGAUACUACCCCUUCUCCUACCAAGGAUCGACCUGGUUCCCACUCAGCAAAUAAGGCAGCAUCAUCACCGAAACAGACCACCAAUCAGGACAGUGUCUUCCCUGAAUCCCCUCGCAUAAAUGCAGGUGAGCCUAGUCAGUUGAGGCACCAAGAUGGCGACACGUUCCUUCUACUCUCUGGUGUUAGCACUGACACUAUAGCUGACCCAGUUAAGCAGGGUUGCUAUCACAUCCCUGCAAGUCCUCAGCCUGAGAAUGAAGCGAAUGCCAUUACAGCAGCCCCAGAGAACACCUCCAGUGUCAGCACUGUAAAACAGCCACCCUCAGAUAUAGUCGCCUCAGAGAACACCUCCAGUGUCAGCACUGUGAAACAGCCUCCCUCAGAUACAGUCGCCCCAGAGAACACCUCCAGUGUCAGCACUGUGAAACAGCCUCCCUCAGAUACAGUCGCCCCAGAGAACACCUCCAGUGUCAGCACUGUGAAACAGCCCCCCUCAGACGGCCCCGCUUUGAUCUCCAUGCCAUCUCACCCUGCUGAGUCCCCAGUGUCUAGUCCUGUGGGCCCCCAGGCUCUGCCUGUCAUGGAGGAAACAGGCCCCGUGUCCUCAAAAGUGCUCACUGCAGGUGUCACUGUAGAUCCUAACAAUGCACUGCCCUUAUCUGGUCAGGUUGCUUUAGCUCCUGAAGACGAUCCCUUCAAGAUACCACAACACCAGGAGCCUCUUCUCACUAGUCUCCCAAGCCCUAGUAGCCCAGCCCUGACCAAAGAUAAUUCCCAGUCCACUCCCUCUCCUAAGAAGUCAUCUAGAAAGAAGAGUUCCACCUCCCCAAAAUCCCCAGGUCCAACCACCCCAGUCCCUACCCCUGCAUCCUCCCUCCGGAGCCCCCCAAUGGUCAUUGCGGCCUCCACACCUGCCCCUGCCAUACCUGUAGUGAGCUCAGGCCUGAACCCCUCAGCCCCGCCGUUUUUCCCUAGUUCUCUGGAGCACCAUCAGUCCCAGCUCCAGGACUGUGACCAGAAGCAGGGCCAGGCCGCACCCUUUGUGCUGGAAGUGAAGUCCCAGAAGAUGGAUGAUUCGGAGAAGACGGACAACUCCCAGAAUGUCAAGAAUGUUGACUUAGGUGAGACGACAGACAAACCAGAGAAAGUCGAGAAGAUGGAGACAUCAGAGAAAGACAUUAACGGGAAGAGCGAUAAUGUGGAAAAUCGGGACACAAUAGAGCAGACAGUGAAAGCUGACAAGAUGAGCAAUGAGAAGAAGGAGAUGGAAAAGACUGACAAGAUAGACACAGACCAGGAGAAGACACAAAAGACCGAAAAGGUAGAAAAAGACAAGGAUAAGAUGCACAAGGUGGAAAAGACCACAAAAGACAAGAAGAUAGAAAAGGUACAAAAGGUAGACAGAGAGAAGAAUACAAAAAAGGUGGAAAAGAUUGACACCAUCGAUAAAAAAGACAAGCAAGAAAAGAUAAAUAAAGUUGGGAAGGUCAAGGCGAGAGGUCAAGAAAAUGGGGAGAAGGUUGGUAAAGGAGAGAAAUCGGAGAAAACUGACAAGGCACCUAAGAAGACUAUGGCUAACCGGAGCAGUGCCCCUCCAAACAAAGGUCUAAUUGCUGCAGACAAGAAGACAAAGCCAGCUGCUGGGCCAACCAAACCAAGUUCUGUAAAAACACGACCGCACUCGUUACCAGCGGGGGACAGUGCCCCUGACGGCCCCACCCCUGCCCCCACGUCCUCCGGCACUGUUAGCAAAAAAGGCCCCGUUCACAAGGUGUCUGAGCCCACAGCCAGCACCAAGCGGCCCCCGCCUACUGCCAGCCGUGCCCCAUCCAUCACACAGUCCCGAGAGCUCAAGCCCAAGUCGACCGAGGCCCGGCGCCCCCCCGUACCGAAGGCUAACGCCGCCUUGCCCACUCGCACCGCCGCCCCGAAGAUCAGCUCCGCCACCGCGGCCGCCCCCAGGCCGGCGACGCGGACCUCCAGCGGCACCCCCUCGGUGAAACGCACGGCAGCCACCAAGACUGACAGCAAAGCCGAAGAAGUCAAGAAGCCCAGUACACUGAGGACAACGACCGACUCCAGUCGGAAUGGACCCGGGUCCACCCGGAAAUUGCCCACCACCCCCAGCACCCCCACGGCCAGCGCCCACAGCACAAAGCCCUCCACGCCUACUGCUACAGUGCCAGAAAGAAAGCCCCCAGUUCCACGUGCCCCCCGAUCCAGCACCGCCCCCCGCCCAAGCACGGCCCCCACACCAGACAUCAAGAACGCCCGCUCCAAGAUCGGCUCCACGGACAACAUGAAGCACCAGCCUGGAGGGGGCAAGGUCUCUACAUCACAGGGUACAACUGACACCCUGGCUAAGGGCCCCCUCUCCAAAGAGACCAGCCAGGGCAAAGUUCAGAUAGUAACCAAAAAACUGGACUUCAGCCACAUCACGUCACGCUGUGGCUCCAAGGACAAUAUCAAGCAUGUGCCAGGUGGAGGGAACAUCCAGAUACUCAACAAGAAGGUUGACUUGAGCAAAGUGACAUCAAAAUGUGGCUCCAAGGCUAAUAUGAAGCACAAACCAGGAGGAGGAGAUGUGAAGAUUGAAUCCCACAAGGUCAACGUCAAGGCUCAGUCCAAAGUGGGGUCUAUGGAUAACAUGAAUCAUAAUCCAGGGGGUGGCAAUAUCAAGAUUGAGUCUCACAAGCUGAACUUCCGUGAGAACGCCCGAGCUCGCACGGACCACGGCGCUGACAUCAUCACCCGACCGCACCCACCGCGCAGCAUCUCUCUCACCGACUCCCUGUGGUCCGCCAGCAUGCUCCGCUCCCCCCCGACCCCCUCCUUCAUGUCCUUGAUGGAGCAGGGGGGCGACGGUGUGCUGGCAGGGCUAACGACAUGAUUUUAGCUCCCCCCCCACCUCUUACCCCUCAUCUCUCCCUUUCUUCUGUUCUUCCUCAGCUCUCGCCCCAUCCCCUCAUCUCCCCAGUCACCGUCGUACACAGAGCAGGUAGAGCUUUCAGCUUCCCAGCUUCCUUUGCCUCAUGGGGACCUGCCUCACAUACAGAUUCAGUACAACUCAAUAUCACAAAUCACCCCCCCCCCCCCCCAGCCACGCCCUUCUGCCCCUGCAAAGGGGCUAUAGCGAGAUGUUCCCCGGCCUCCCCCCGUUCCCAGCAGCAGUGCCGUCAUUGUUAAAGUGUGGCUGCCACCAACAUCGUCAUUCAUACAGUGUGACACCUCAGUCUUACCAAGUCAUUGUCCCAUUGCAAUUCCAACGAUGGCCACCAGGAGGCAGCCUCACCCUGUGUGUAACCCGUGGCAGGCAGCUUUUAGAGUGCACUAUGAAAGCAAUCAAAAAAACAAAGCAAGUCUUGUCAUGAGCCUGUAGGAGUAUUGUAUGUAGCUAAUGAAAGACAGCCUGCCCUUCCCUCCACAUUCUCCCUUAGACCCCACACCUCACCUUCUCACUCCCAAACUUCAGAAUGCAUACAAGUAUUAGAAACACGUAGGCUGUCCAAACAGUAGUCUAUUUAAAUCUCGUUAAAAAUUCUGUGUUGUGUUUGCGUAACUGUGUAUUUCGUUUGUGCCUUCUUUUCCCCCGGUUCUUCAUUCUCGUCUUUAUCGUUGUAUUCUCUUUAAGCAAUACGGUGGUCUUUGCUGAUACGAUACAAGAAUGUGCACAAACACAAGUACAUGUCACCUUUAUGGUGGGAGUGAUACGGAUGGCCUGGGGUGGAGCAGGGCGAGCAGGUGGGGUGAUUAGGAAGUUGUCCAGAAGGAACCGGGGCGGGUGGAUUUAUGGACAGUAUGACAUGCAGCACACUUUGCCGCUUGAGGUUGCGGAUUAUUCCCUUUGGUUGCUUAGCGAUUUCUGUAGUUGGCAGUAGAAGAAAAGGGAAAUUUUACAUUAGUGUAAAAAUAGAGAUUCCACCAUGAGGAGGAAGUGAGUUAGGGAAAUUGGAGGGAAAUGUGCAACUUUUGUAUAACUAAAAACUUGGGGUGGGGGGGAGUCUCUCGAGUCUGAGAAUAGAACACACAAAUUGAAUGGCAACAGUAAAAAGAUUCAUUUAAUCCUGAUGUAUGUGUAACUCUUGUGUGCUUUAAUACUGAACAGAUUUGAAUAUCUUUUAUGAAUUUUAACAGUUUUUGUCUUGUAGCUUGUACUUAUCACUUAUAAAGUGAGUCAACUAUACAGUUUUUAUGAUUGUAGGAUUGGUGUGGCAAUGAUGUAGCUACGCAAUGCUAGCACUACCAGUGACUUCAACCUGUAAGGUGGUCAAAGGCAACGGAAUGGCGGCACUAGAACAAAGUUGUAUGGUUUGUAAAAAGCAGAUUGUUUAAAAAACAAAAAAGGAUUUUUAAUGUUAUUUAAGUCUCUGGGGACUUCAGCAGGUGAAUGCGGAGAGGGUUCUCGUCCUUUAAAUGAGUUUUAGCAGCAGCCUGCUUCUAUAAAUGCGGCUGUACUUUCUGGUGCAGCAGGAGGCCUGUUGUAUAAGUAGAGGCAGAGUCUUGUGCUGCCUUUUCAGUCAUGAGUGUACAAGCAAGCGAUGGCCCAUUGGGUCAGCCAGCACUGAUUGUAUGCUGUGUCUGAGAACUCUCACAUCCAAAGUGCACUACAUACACACAUUCACAGUGUCACGCUAAUAAUAUAUAGGGGUAUAGUUUGCUUAUAACUCUUUAGACUUUUAGCUAGAGGGAGACAGAGAGAGCAAUGCAGAGGGAUGUGAGGAAUGCUACUUUGUGAAUAAAGAUGUGGUAGACCGUGGGUGUUUAUCAAUAACAAGAAUGCAAAGAUAGUACUUGUGGUCUUGAAAACCUGCUUCCCAAGAACAAACUUCAGACACAGUGAAUCAUGGGAUCGUUCUCGUUCUGCGAGGAUUCAGCCGAUGUGUCCUCGAUACUUGGGGCGAGGCAAGAACGACAUCCGGGGAUUAUUACCAUCCUCUGUACUUCUCUUCUUUGUAUUGUAACUGGUCGUCGGCAAUGGAAGACAUAAGAAACGGGUGCGCAAGAACACAAGUACGGUCAAGUGCGCAUAUUGAGAGACACCCUCUGACACCAGAUGCACUUUUCCUGUAAUGGCGUUUGUUUCUGACAGUGGAGGGCUGUAUUGUCCCUUGUGUUUUUAGUGCACGUGUCUAGUGCUGUGGUAUCUGUUCACUAGCUAGUUUAGGCAUGGACCCUGGGCUCAUCACCAUAACUAUAUUGAGUGAAACAGGAAAACUUGUUCCGAUCCUCACUUAGUUCUUCCAUGACCUAAGCUUGCAAAGUGUAAGGUGGAGCUAGGAGGCGGUAAGGUAGCGGGUGAAGAUGGGGUUUGGGUUCAGGGGACUGGUCUGCUGCAUAGAGUGAUGGUGUGGGUAUCUGCUAAUGGCAGGCGCUUGUGGACAAGCAAAUGAGUAGAAAUGAUUAGAAAUGUCUUCUAGUCUUGUUUGAUUAUCAGUAUAGGCACUGUUGUGCUGUCAUACGGAGAAUAAGAAAAAUGGUUUAUAAACGAUUUGGAGUGUAUAGGGUAAUGAUUGGGGGAAAAAAUACAGUUUUAAACCCUUCAAAGGUGGAUGGCAAUCAUAUUGGUCCUUGACUGUUGGAUGAUGGCAGUGUAAGUCGCGUUCCUGCACCGGUACUUUCUCUCUAAGCUGUUUGCGAGCUUAAUUCUGCGUGGGUGACGAUCUGCUUGCCGUGACGGUGACCCCUGUGACCUUUAGACAGCGCCUGCACUCGACUGCUGGUAGUUCCUCUCCUUCCCUUGUCCUUGCCAUACCUCGCCUCUUCUCUCAAAGCUGAUGGUGUGCGUGCGUCAUUUCGUAUUACAUAUGCUGGUUCGCCACAGGGUCAUGUGGUUUAUAUGGAUGUUUUAACUCAACAUUAAGCUUUUUUUUUUUUUUCCUUUUCUGAAGGUUUGCCUUUUUUAAAAAAGGAGCUGAAGUAAAAGAACAUUUUUAAAACAUUAUGUAUUUAAGAAAUAAAAAAUAUAUAUAAGUGUGCAUUAUUUCAUUCCACUUAACCACUACAGUGUAGGUGUUGGGUGAGGAACACUGGAGGGGUUGUUUGUGGUGUGUCUUAACAAUAAGUCUUUGAAUCAGAAAUCCAGCCGGGUACAGCUUUUGUACCUAAGAAAAACCUUUUCAACAACUGUAGUUCCUGAGUCGAAUGGUGUAUUCGUGAAGUCAGGCUGCUAUAUUUAACGAUUUCUACAGUUGGCAAAUGCCCAUGUGCCAUCUCCUUGAUGCUCUAAAACAGGCGUGGCCAAUCUUAUCCGCAAAGGGCCGCUGUGUAUGCGGCUUUUCACUGCAACUCCCUAGUUAGGUUACUAAUUAGAGGACUGAUUGGCUGAAGAGUCCUCAUACCUGGGUUUGAACAGCUGUUACCCCAAAAACCUGCAUACGCACCAGCCCUUUGCGGAUAAGACUGGCCAUCCCUGCUCUAAAGCAUUGCUAGGAUUUUUUCUUUAAUUACUGAAAUUGUAUAUGCUUUAAGAUGUUUAUUAAGUUAAAUAAUUUUGACAAGUGCACUAGUGAAACAAGCUGAAAUAGAGAUCAGAAGUUGUCUUUGGUCUGUACUGAUGGCCCCUCCAGUGCAACCUGCCAACACAUAAACACACACACACACACACCACUGUAGAGUGUGCAGGAGAUGUCAGAUCCCCACCACACUUCUGUGUGAGAUUUCAGAGGUGGUCUGCACCAUUCAGAGUCUGAUUCAGCAGUGAGGAUCCCCUCUGCUGUAAUGGCACACUGGAUAUGCGCUCACACUAAUGGGAAACACCAGAACACAAUGGAUCCUAUCAGACAGACAUUUGUCAUUUUUACAAAUAUUUUUCUUUUUUUUUUUAAUAUUUUCUGGUUUGGAGGAGAUGGUUAUUGUGGUUAAUUGUUAAUUAGUGAUGUGAUUAUUAAUUAUAAAAUAAACAUGUUACAAAAUA